Rhizoctonia solani is the source of this 1599-nucleotide messenger RNA. RefSeq names its product cytochrome P450 family protein. The record is from RefSeq and is a predicted model, not a curated record. Gene Ontology annotation, molecular function: heme binding; monooxygenase activity; oxidoreductase activity, acting on paired donors, with incorporation or reduction of molecular oxygen. Bases 1 to 1599 code for a protein of 532 amino acids. The transcript is spliced from 13 exons. Lineage: Eukaryota; Fungi; Basidiomycota; Agaricomycetes; Cantharellales; Ceratobasidiaceae.
AUGGAGAUGUUGCCCAAAUCUCCUGCUACCGCGGUACUUUCCGCUGCUAUCGUAUGGACCUUUGUUCGAUACCUACAAAUGUUACGAGUUGGUCGGAAGUAUGCCGCACACCAGCACAUGAUCGUUUCUGAAGAGACACUUUUAUUGAGACUUUUUCUUCCCGGCGGAGUCAGCAUUCCGGGGGUGGUUUACGGUGGCGAUCACGCUUUUCGAGCCAAGUAUAGCGAAUUUUCGCGUGCGGGAAAAGAUGCGUAUAUGCAAGUAGCAAUGACCAACCUGCGGCCAAAUGUAUAUAUCGCCGAUCCUCAAGCGAUCAAGGUUAUUGCCACACAAAAGCAGCGGUACGUCAAAGAUGUAGAAUACCUUGACCAAUUUAUCGGGCACUACGGGCAAAGCCUGGCGAUGGUUGAAGGCGAAGUAUGGAAGAGGCAGCGUAAGGAGACCCAGCGCGCCUUUAAUGAGAAAAAUAUUCGUUUGGUUUGGUCAGAGACCGAAGACAUCAUGCGGAGUUUGUUCAAAAUAUGGGACAAUCAAGGCCAUAAAGAAGUUCGCGUAGAAAACGCAACCGACGUGACCGAGACUCUUGCUCUGCUUGUAAUUUCAAUGGCAGGAUUUGGACGCCGUACCAAUUGGGAUCCCAAGGAGGAUAAGGUCCCCGAGGGGCGCCAGAUGUCUUUCUCAAAUGCGCUGCGGACUGUUUCCAAGAACCUUAUUUUCAGGGAUGUUACAACCGCAUUCUCCGAGUUUGGAGCAUAUCUCACCAACAUGGUUGGAUUGGGUCGCAAGAGUUCCGAAAUCACCAGUGAACAGCUACAAGAUGGACACCAAACACAAUUGGCACCCGAUAGCCUUUUCAACAUUCUCCUCUCAGCGAAUGAUGAAAACAUGGAGGAUGAAAAAAAAGGAUUGGAUGAUAGAGAAGUUGCUGGAAACAUCUUUCUGUUCCUGUUUGCAGGGCACGAGACGACCGCGCAUACACUCUCUUUCUGCCUUGGGCUAUUGGCUCUAUAUCCAGAGACUCAACAGGAGGUGUAUGUGCAGAUCGAACAGUUCAUGAAGUUACAUGGAAGGCUUGAUUACUCGAAACUAAAUGAUAUCAACCUUGUAGAAUGUGUAUUCUGGGAAAGUUUGCGCAUGUAUCCCGUAGUGACUCACAUCGCCAAGGUUGCUACAAAGGACUCGGUAGUAAGUGUUGCACGCAACGGCUCUAGUACAAACGAAGAUAUACGCGAAGACUUCUUUAUUCCCGAGGGCGCAAACGUUUGGCUGUCUAUUACCGCAGUUCACUACAACCCCACUUACUGGCCCGAGCCCGAAAAAUUUCGACCCAAAAGGUUCCUGGAGCCUUACAACAAGGAUGCGUUCCUUGCGUUUUCUACUGGGCCUCGCUCGUGCAUUGGACGAAGGUUUGCCGAAAUCGAAGGGAUCGUUGCGCUCGCCAUGCUGAUUGAGCGCUAUGAGAUUAAAAUCGACGAAGAGGAAUUUCUUUCCGUUCCGGGAGAAAGUGCACUCGAACGAGAGGCACGUCUAUUGGAGCCAAUGCAAGAAGCCACUAUUGCACCAAUCAGGGUUCCUCUGGUCUUUAAGCGCCGUUAUUGA